ACUUUCACUUUAACUAGUGAAGUAGUGGUGGCGCUGUUAAUGCAGAGUAACAACAGAUCACUUUUGCUUCACUGAAUCUGCGUUCAUCUCUGAGCAAAAAUUCAAAAAUGAAGCAUGUCUUUAUUUUUCUCUUAUUGUCGAUGUGUUUACAUGUGCACGGUGUGUCUGAUGUUAAAGUGUCAGUGAUGGAGGAAGAUUCAGUCACUCUAAACACUGGUGUUCAAACAAACCAACAAUACAGCAUUAUAUGGUAUUUUAAUAACACUCUCAUCGCUCAAAUCACUGGAGAUCAGAGUAAGAUCUGUACAGACAUUCAGUGUAAAGAGAGAUUCAGAGACAGACUGAAACUGGAUGAUCAGACUGGAUCUCUGACCCUCAUGAACAUCAGAAACACAGACUCUGGAGAAUAUACACUGAAGAUCAACAGCAGCAGCAGCACCAGUGAAAAGACCUUCAGUGUUUCUGUUCAUGGUGUCGGUGUUUAUGGUGUGUCUGAUCCAGAUAAAGUGUCAGUGGUGGGGGGAGAUUCAGUCACUCUAAACACUGGUGUUCAAAUGAACCAACAACACAAAAUUAAAUGGUAUUUUAAUGGCAUUCACAUCGCUGUAAUCAGUGGAGAUCUCAGUUAUAUCUGUACAGAUGUUCAGUGUGAUAAAAGGAAUGAGAGAUUCAGAGGCAGACUGAAGCUGGAUCAUCAGACUGGAUCUCUGACCAUCAUGAACACCAGAAACACUGACUAUGGAGAACAUACACUAGUGAUCAUCAGCAGCAGCAGCUACAGUGUAAAGAUCUUCAGAGUUUAUGUUUAUGAUGUUUCUCCUGUUGAACGAGAUAAAAAGAAGAGAAAAUCAGUGAAGGAGGGAGAAUCUGUUACUUUAGAUUCUGGUGUAAUAAAAAGCUCAAAUGAUUCAAUGAGAUGGUAUUUUAAUGACACUCUCAUUGCUGAAAUCACUGGAGAUCAGAGUAAGAUCUGUACAGAUGUUCAGUGUGAUGAGAGAUUCAGAGACAGACUGAAGCUGGAUCAUCAGACUGGAUCUCUGACCCUCACAAAUAUCACAAACACUGACUCUGGAGAAUAUAAACUACUGAUCAUCAGCAGCAGCAGAUUCAGCAUCAUCAGGAGCUUCAGUGUUUCUGUCACUGAUUCAGAUCUGUCUCCAGCUGUUGUAGCAGGAAUAUGUGUUGCUGUUUUGCUGAUCGUUGCUGGUUUAAUUUACUGCUGCCAAUCAAGAAGGAAUGGUAUCAGGACAAAGCGCAAUGAUCAGGCAAAUGGUGUUGAAGAUUCAUCCUCUGGUUGACACUCUGAAGACUAUCAGCAACUCGUCACCUAAUCAUGAUGAGCCUGCCAAUGACGCGCCGACGUAACAUUUAUUAUUAUUUCAUUAAAAGAGAACUUGAAGAUGGGAAGCUAGAAGAAACUCUCAUCGCUCACAGAGAAACAGUGUCACGAUACCAAGAUUUCACUAGUUGGUACCAAUACUAGUCAUUUCAACUUGACCAAUUUCAACUCAUUCAAAUUUAAUCUAGUUUGUGUUUAAGUAAUUUAAAUAAUACUGCUCCAAAGAAUUAAAGGAUUAGUUCAAAUUGGUUAAAAUUAGCCCAAGCUUUACUCACCUUCAAGCCAUCAUAGGUGUGUAUGACUUUCUUCUU
Messenger RNA from Megalobrama amblycephala (Wuchang bream), 1650 nucleotides. RefSeq lists its product as uncharacterized. The record is from RefSeq and is a predicted model, not a curated record. The transcript has 7 exons. Lineage: Eukaryota; Metazoa; Chordata; Actinopteri; Cypriniformes; Xenocyprididae. Bases 108 to 1298 code for a protein of 396 amino acids.